AUGAGCACGGAGCGCCGUGAAAACCAGACGCCGGCACGGAUCCGGUGGCUGAGGUUGACAGCAGUAACAAUCCGUGUUAACGGGCAGGCUCGCGGCGGCCGGGCCGUGUUUGCCCAAGCGCUGACGUUCUCGGUGAACAAUGGAGGGGGAGGUUGUGCUGCGCUCCCACUCCGGAGCGGCUCUCCUGGCUCGGCGCAGCCGGAGCGGCCUCGUGCACAUGCGGAGCAGGGUGCGCGGGCCCCGAGCGGCGCUCACCGCUUCCCGGGGGCUGUCGUUCCUGCAGGCUACCGCUACGUGAUCCUCGACAUCCCCCUGCUCUUCGAGACCAACAGACUGACCAAGUUCAUGAAAUACACGGUGCUGGUGUACUGUGCCGGGGCGGCGGGCGCCGUGAGCACGGCCACGUACAGCACGGUGCCCCGCGUCGCCUUCUACGCCGGCCUCAAGAACCCGCACGAGGGCUACGAGAUCCUCAAGUUCGACGACGUGGUCACCAACCUGGGCAACAGCUACGACGCCGCCUCGGGCAAGUUCACCUGCGCCGUCGCCGGCACCUACUUCUUCACCUACCACGUCCUCAUGCGCGGUGGCGACGGCACCAGCAUGUGGGCCGACCUCUGCAAGAACGGGCAGGUAAGGGGCAAUGGCAGCUGCUUGCUGCGUACUCCACCAGGGAGCUACGACGCCGCCUCGGGCAAGUUCACCUGCGCCGUCGCCGGCACCUACUUCUUCACCUACCACGUCCUCAUGCGCGGUGGCGACGGCACCAGCAUGUGGGCCGACCUCUGCAAGAACGGGCAGGGAAACUGA
Molecule: messenger RNA, 810 nt
Organism: Tinamus guttatus (white-throated tinamou)
Lineage: Eukaryota; Metazoa; Chordata; Aves; Tinamiformes; Tinamidae
Source: RefSeq, a predicted model, not a curated record